Messenger RNA from Trypanosoma rangeli, 972 nucleotides. RefSeq lists its product as uncharacterized. Bases 1 to 972 code for a protein of 323 amino acids. The record is from RefSeq and is a predicted model, not a curated record. Lineage: Eukaryota; Euglenozoa; Kinetoplastea; Trypanosomatida; Trypanosomatidae. The transcript has a single exon.
AUGGAUGCAGCGUCGUUGAUCCGUGAGGAAAUUGCUAGACUUCGUGAGGAAAUUGACCGCAGCUCCUGCUACACCGAUGAAAAGUUGUUUGGUGACGCCCGUGCUGCCCUAAUGGAUUCCCUGGACAAUGAUUACGGUGGGUCUUAUUUCUAUUACUUUUUAUACUGCUUCAUAGUUCCGCUCGUUAUGGUGUUUAUCGUACUGCUGCUAUAUUACUGCGUAAAGAUGAUGAAUGAAUGGAAGGUGCUGCGGUGCCUAUUGCAGCAGAUGCGUGAUCAUCCUCUUAUUAUAAAGGAAUUACAUACUCGGGAGUUGAGUCAAGCAUCGCGCCGAUCUGCACGUCGACGCACUUCUUUUGUGAUUAUUCUAAAAUGCUUGAUAGCAACAUCUGUGCUCAUGGUCUUUAUAGGGUCACGUGUCAUGAUGGAGGCGAUGACUCGGGGGUGGCUGAAGAAUCUGCUAGUUUCCCCCAGCAGUGCAACUGGUGGCGCUGCUGCUGCUGCUGCUGCUGGAGGCUCCAUUGACCCGUGGUUUGAACUUUACACAGAACUUAUGAUGCUCCUCAGUGUGGACUGGUUCAGGGAUGUUCAAGGUCUUUUUGUUUUCUCUUUUUUUGGUUCCAGCAUGAUGAUGAUCGGACUGCGCUUGCUUCGAUCCGCCUCAGAAGAUGUUGCGUCGAUGCGCACGGACUCCAUUUCCUCGCUACAACUGCUCCAAAAGAUUGACGAUAAGUACAUGGAACGGGGACAGGAGCUUGUGCAGAAGCAAAUGGAGGGCCUCAUCGCCAUGCUGGCAGAGUACGCACUGCCGCAACUAGCGGCCGCCAGAGAGGCUGUUGCAGCAGCUGCUGCUGCUUCUAAAGAUGAUGAUGGUGAGAAGCCUCUGGAGUUGACAGGAAAAAAUGAAAGUUUCCCGAAGAAAGACGAGAUCGAAGCGUCUGGUACUGAGGACAAUAAUGGGAAAAUGAACUAA